AUGAUUUAAAGGGUAAGUAAAUAACUAACUUGUUUAAUCACAAUUUCAUUAUGCAUAAAAUUUAUUUUUACUUAAAGUGGGUGCAAUAUCAGCUAUUGCUAAUAAUGCGAUGCUUUAAAUUUAAAUUGCGUUUAGUGUUAAGCUGAUUUUAUAUUAAAUCCUUCAAGUAAUAUUUGCCAGUCUAAAUGCCUUUUUGGAACUUACUACGACUUUAAUCUAAGCUUAUGUAUUCCUAUUUGUAACAAUGGAUAAGCUUAAGAUGAAACUCACAGAGUAUGUAUUCAAACGUAGGCUUGUCAUAGCUUAUAAUCGCCAAAUGGUGUGGUCUAUAAAUAUAAUAAAAUUGCAUAAAUUUACAAAAACUAUGUGAUAGUCAGCGGCUCUGAAGAUAAUACAAACAACUCAAAUACUUUAAGCUUAUUCUCUUAUGAUUUAAUAACAAGUACAGUUCUUUCUCAUUUAGGAUACUUAAGCUAAAAUGGAGGACCAAUUAUCUUUUUUCAUAUUUCAACAAAUUCUUAAAAUCAAGACAUUAUAUACUCUUUUAGUAGAACAUCAAUUACUGCAUUUGAAUUAAAUUCAGGAAUCUAAAUUAAUUCUUACACUCUUUUGAAUGGAUUUUUUGUGGACUCUUCUACUUACUACAUAGAUGAUAAUUACUUAAUUAUGUUCUACUAUAGAAACUAGCAAUUCGCGGUCUUAUAAUACCAACAGUAAUUAAGCAAUAAUUGCAGUUCCUAAUAGUGCCUAAUUACAUUUUAGAGAGUUCACAUCAAUUCUAUUCUAGGUUUCAUACUAGAUAGUUAGGGAAAUAUCAUAUCAUAUGCCCCAGAUGGAAUGAUUAUAUAAUGGAAUAUUUAGAAUUAAACUUAUCAAACUAUUCUUUCAAAUCAAAACUAUGAAAUAUCAAGUCUAUGUCUCUCUAUAAUUUAGCAAAACUAAUAAAUAUUUUCAUUUUCUACUUAAUAUGAUAGUAAAAAUUAAGUAUACAUAAAUGCGAAUAAUAAAGUAAAUUCCUUCUAAUUAGGAUUUUCAUCUCCUAUCCUUGAAAUAUUAGAUUACAAUCAAUUAAUUUAAUCUAGUUCUAAUAAUAUGAAUUCGUACUCAAUAAUAAUUAUAAGAAGCUCUUCUCAACUAAUGCUAGUAAAAUUUUAAUUUGGUUAGUAAAUAACAACUUAGAAUUUGUUAUCAGUUUCAAUUAAUCCUAUUAUAACUAAAGCAAUUAAAGGUUAUUUUUAUUUGGUACUUUAAGCUAAUGGCAUAUAUUCAAUAAACCAAAGUAAUAGCUAAUACUCAUUAUAGUUAAUAAACUCAAUUUAGCUAAGUAGCUUUAAUUAUAUUAAUGAUGUAGAGCUUUUUAAAUUAAACAAUACCUAAUCUGGGUUUAGUUUUCUUUUAGUAGCAAAAUAGUUAAAGAUCAUUAUCCCAUAAGCUUAAUCUACCUUAGAUCCAUAUAGUGGAAUAGAAUAAUAAGUAAGUCCCUCUUACUAGCAACAUAGCAAAGGGGUAAAUGGUGUUUGGUAUGAUUCAACAUUAAAUGUAUAUCUAAGUUUUAGUCAAGAUGGGUCAUUUGCAGUUUGGGAUAUUUUUAUGUAUAAUAUAUUUAAAAUAAAACCUCUAUUCUUCGUAUUUCCUUCUUGGUGUUAGCAGUAUUAAACCUGUUCUACAAGCAUAGUCAAUGCAUAAUUGUUUUAAACUGGAAUAUUUAUAUGCUAAUAUUCCAAUUCUGUCAUAAUAUCUUGGAAUUACAACAGGAUUUAAGCAUCUGUUAGAUAAACAUAUAUUAUGUAAAAUAAGAAUGAUAUUAUUUAACAAUUUAAGAUGUUUGGCUUGAAAUAUCUCUACUUUUGUAAUACUAAUGAAAUAAGAAUUUAUGAUUUUUCAUAAAGCGAAACUAAUAUAAUUAACAGUAAUUAUCAAUUUAUUUAAGAUUAUCUAAUUAAAAUCGAAUUAGGGUACGAUAAUAAUAACCUGUACUUGAUUGAAUUAGCCAGAUAACAAAGUGGUUAAUAUAUAUUAAGACUGAGAAAAACAGAUUAAUAUUUUUCAUAAAUUAAUUUAAUUAACUUACCAAGAAUAGCAGUAGAUUUGUAAUUCCAUUAACAAAAUUAAAGAGUCUUUGUAAAUGUAGAAUAGGAUUUAAUAUGGGCAUUUUACUUUCCCUCAUUGUGGAGAAUUAAUCUGUAUAGCGUUGGAAAUACAAACUAUUGGCUUCAUACAUUUUGUUAUUCUUGGUAAACUGAUUAGUUAAUUACAAUUAACUAAAAUGGCUAAAUGGUUCUCUGGAAAUUUGGAUAUGAUUUCUAUAAUUAUUAUGUUGUUCUACUACAACAAAUCCCACUACCAAGAUCAAAUUAUUAACUUUUAGAAUAAAAAUAAAUUUUAGCAUCAAAUCAAGGGUUUGUUAUGUUUUAAAACUCUGAAUCUUAAUUUAUUGACAACCAAGUUAUAGGUAUGGAUUACACUUAUUUGAGGCCAUGUUUUGUUUAUCCAUUUAAAAAUGAAAUUAAUGCUAUUUAUAUUUCAAAUGAUAAUACCCUCUUUGUUUCAUUCACCAGCGGAGACAUAUACUUUACUCAAUAUUCCUGCUCAAUUUAGUAAUAUGCAUAUGGAUAGGCUAAUACUACUUAAAUUAUUCAUAACCAAUAUUUAAGAAAGUCAUAUAUAUUUUAGAAAAAUUAGAUGAUUGUUAUCGAUUAUUAUAACUAGAAUGUUAAUUACAUUAAUUAUCCUCACUAACUAAAUACUUAUCAAGCCCUUGAAGAUACUUAAAACAAUUUCCUAGUCACAUAUUCAUAAGAAUAGUCUACAAAUCUAUAUAAAUAUUCCAUGUAAACUAAUACUUACGUUUAGUUUCUAAAUGGGCAUCUUUACUCAGUUAACUAUGCAUUUUUAGAUAUUAAUAAUGAUAUUCUAAUCAGUUUUUCAAGUGAUCCAAGAGAUUUAAACUUAAUUUUAUGGCAAUAUAGCAACACUAUCUAAAUAAUAUAAUUUAAUGAUAUUAAAAAGCACAUUUCUACUAACUCAUAAAUAUAAAUUGUAAAUUUAUUACUAUACAAGUAAUAAAAUCUGGUUUAUGCUCUAUUAUCUGAUGGAAUGAUGUUUUACUUUAAUUAUCUUCAAAAAACAGUAAACUUCUUAUAAAUAGAUCCAGGUGCUAUAAAUUUUUGGAUUGACGAGACCUACGGAAACGUUUUCAUUUUAUUAAAUUCAAACGCUUUGUAAGUUAGAACCAUUAAGACAUUUUAAAUAAUUGCAUAAGUAAUAUUUACCUAGAAUGUAAAUAACCCUUAAAACAUUAUGUACUCAAAUAAUUAUGUUUUUGUGUUUCUUUCAAAUGCUCAUUCUAUUGUGAGCAGAACAAAGUUUAACCAGAUCUAAUAAAUAGAUUGCUCUUUUUAACCUUGCCUUGAUGCAUGCUUCUCUGAAAAAUUAGACUAAUUAUUCCUUUAUUCCUCUUAUUAAAGUGAUUCAAUAUAUGUCUAUUAAGCAAUAUCUGGAUAAUUACUAUAUUCAAUAUAUGGAGUAUCGGAUCUAAACAAAGGAUAAAUAAGCUCGGUGAUAAUUGAUGAUGAUGACUAUUUGCUGAUUAUUGGGAAAUUAGACAAUUUUAUAUCAGUUUUUUUUAACUAUUAUACAAAACAAGAAGUAGGUUAUUUCUAUGAUGCAAUCGUAUAAUAUAAAUACAGUAAAUUUAUACAAGAGUUGAAUGUUUUCUUUCUGUGUCAAUUCUACAAUUUUGAGCCAUUCUCUAUUCAAAAUAUGAUAACAAGUACAUUUUAAACUUAGAGCUUUUACAUCCUAAAAUGGAUAGAUUACUAUACAGACUCGAAAAAUAACAUAUAUUACGUUGAUGGUAGCAAUACUAUGAGAAAGUAUAAUUAAUAAUCAAACUAAAUCUCUAUUAUAACUCAACUUCAAAACUAUAGACAGAUAUACUACUAUAAUGCAACCGUUUUUAUUUUGUAUUAUGAUUAAUUAGUAAAACUUAAUGAUGAUCUAAGUUAAAUAUAAGGAAUAAAUCCUUAUAAAAUGAACGGAAGCGAUAUUCUAGGAAUAUUUGGAGGAUAUAUUUAUAUUCAAACAUUUUAAUUUUAAAUACUUAAGCUAGAUAUAAUUAAUUUAUCAUUAAAUUAUACUAUUCAAAAUAAUGCUUUGAUUUAAAAAUAUUCGUUUGUAACAUAAAAGCAAGAGCUUUUAUAUAGUACACAAGCUAAUGGCUUCUUCCUUUACAACUAUAAUACUAAUAAAUUAUUAAACUAAUUUCCAGAUUCAUGGGGUUACUAUACUUUUAACUAUGAUUUAGAUUUUUAAUUUAUAGUGCUAGGAUCAAUCUAUAAAAUAGAUUUUUAUCCUUAUCAAUCAACAAACCCUGGUUUAAACACAACUAAAACGGUUUCUUUAGAUUUUACAAAAAAAAUUGAUUAUUUCUGGAUGGAUUUUGGUUAUUUAAAAUUUUAUGUUAUUUAUAAGGCAGACAGAAAAAUAGAUAUUUAUUAAAUGAUUGUAUAAUAUUAGCAAAGUAAUGUUUAAAUAAAUUAUAUUUAUUAUAUUCCAACAUUCCCAAAUCCGCAAUCUGUAUAACUUGACAUUUAAGGUAAUUUUACUAGAGUAAUGCUACCAUGGUCUAUUAACUAUUAUAGAAGAGAUAAUCACACGCUUUUGAUUUCUAUAUAGGAUUAAGCAUAUAUAUAAAGUAUCAGACAAUUUAUUAAUGAUCCAAAUUUUCCAGAAAUAGUCUUUCUACCCUAAAACAAUUUUCUAUCUGUUGUUUAUUAGAAUCAAACAACAUAUAAAAUGAAAUUACUUAUAAAACUCACUUUAACAUACCCAAAAAUAUUAAACAUUUAAAUAUCUAAAUCAAGCACUUAAUAUGGUAUUAAAUUAUUGCUUUUAGCAUCAGGAGAUAUUUGGAACUACAAUUUUAAUUUGGAUAUAAAUCAAAACUAAGUUAGUGUUACAAACUAAUAAUAAUGCUCUUUAUUUAUUAAUGAUCCCUCAAUAGGCUUCUAAGUAGAAAAUUAGCUUCUUUAACUAUAAAACUACUUUUAGGAUACAGGAAAUAUUUAAAGCUAACCUAACGUAGUUAUUUAAGGUGCAGAAUUCCUCUACUAUAGUGAUAUUAUGAAGCAAUUAAAAGCAUUAGUUGUUUAUUAAGGUGAUUAAACAGAUUCUCUACUAAUGCUUUAUAAUGAUUCAUUUUCUAAAAAUAGUCUUUAUACUAUGAAUAUAAAAAAUACUUUUAUUACUAUUAGUAAAUAAUCAACUACAAUAACACUCAAUCCAUAAACAAAUGAGAUAAAGCUUUAUAAUGUCACAAUAUCUUAAGAAUAGCCUAAUACACCAUCACAGGCUAGUAUUUUAAUAACAUAAGUUGAAAAUGCUCUUUUGUAAAACAUCAUAAUCUAAAAUAUUACAAUUUCUAAUAGUACAACUUUUUUAAACUUUAGCUCUACUACAAACUUAAAUAUUUAAAAUUUAAUGAUUAGUAAUGUCUAAAUGCAUAUCGAUUCAACUUUGAUUAGUUUUUAGUAAAUAACUAGCUUAUAAAUUAACAAUCUCACUUUACAAAAUGUUACUAUACUUACCGAUAAUUCAAACAACUCAAGUGCACUUACUAAUUAAAUAUUUAUUUUUGAUAAAGUUAAAUAGCUACAAUUAUUAAAUACUACUUUUAACAGUAUUAAAAGCUAAAUAAGGAGUGUGAUGUUUUAGUUGAUACAAAAUCUCGAAUGUACUUUUUAGGGAUUGUCAGUAGAUCAACUUUAUAAUGUAUAAUUUAUAAAAAAUCAAAACUAUGGUUCAAGUACUCAGCUUACUUAUAUUGAUACAUAAGACACAUUUUAUAUAACGAACUCUAAAUUCUCAAAUUAUUUUAGUGAUUUGGAUAGUUUAAUAUGUUAUUAAGGAAGCUUACUAAAUGUAUAAAAUACUACAUUCUAAAAUUCAAGCUGUAAAUCUUGCACUGGAACUGUUUUGUAAAUCUAAAGUAGUAGUUAGAUUCUAAUAAACUCCUCAACUUUUAAAAAUAAUAGCGGGUAUAAUGGAGGGGCGAUCUCCAUUUCAAACUGCUAAAAUUCUAAUAUAUAAAUAAAUUAAUCGAACUUUACAAGUAACUAUGCUGGAUUCAGUGGAGGUGCAAUAUACCUGAUGGAUUCAGAAAUUUAAAUGUAAUAAACUACUUUUACAAGCAACAUAGCUUUUAUAGGAGGAGCUAUUCGAUACUUGAUAUACAAACCACAAAUCUUUUACUCUUCACUCUUAAACAGUCAAGUACAAUUUAUUCAAAAUAAGGCUUAUAUUCAUAGUUAAAAUUGGGGAUCUUAUCCACAAUCUGUAAAUGUAAUUUUUAUUAAUUCAACAAGUUCUAGAGUUUUAACUACUAAAGCCUAUAGUUCUAAAAGAAAUACUAAUCAAAAUAGUCAUUUUGCUCUUGCAAAUAUAUAAAGUGGUGGCUUUUUAAAUUUAUCAUUUUAGUUACUAGAUGAAGAAGGUAAUAUAGUAGCUUAUGAUUACUAAAACUGUUUAAAUACAAUGUAUACCUAAGAUUUAUGUAAUGAAAUACAAAAAAUCAACAUCAAUUUAAUUUCAUAAGAUGAUUCAAAAAUGAGAGUGUUAGGUUCAUAUAUCACUAAAUAUUCAGAAUUUAUAACCUAAAAUAAAACUUUUUAAAUUAAUGGUAUCUAAUUAGUAGCAAACCCUCUUUCUAAUUAAACUAUGCUAGUUUAUGUCAGUGGAAUAGUAACAUAUAGUAGCAAUAUAUAGAUUUCAAACCCAUAUUAUGCACAAGUUUAGGUAGAAUUUAGGGAUUGUUUAAUUGGCGAAAUAAUUGAAUAGUCAAAUGAUUUUUAUGAAUGUACACCAUGCCCUUUUGGCACUUAUUCAAUAUAAAAGCCAGAAAUAAAUUAAGCUCAAAAAUGUAUUAGAUGCCCAUAAGAAGCUUAGUUUUGCUAGGAAAAUUAAAUGACUUUGAGUAAAGGCUAUUGGAAGAGCUCUAAUUCUUCAGAUAUUAUAUACCCUUGUACUUAAUCAAACAAUUGCGAAGGUAAUUAAACAACAAAUUAUUGUAGCAUAGGACAUACUGGGCCUUUGUGUCAAUUUUGUGAUGAAGAAGGAACAAUUUGGGGAGGACAAUAUCAGUAUACAGGAUAAAAUAAGUGUGAUCUGUGUUCAGGUUAAUCUCUAACUAAAUCACUUGGAAUAGCUUUUUUAAUUUGCUUAGGUCUUAUAAUUUAUUGUGUGAUAAAUAUUUUUACAAUGAUGGCUUCAGGUGAAAAAAUAUCUUAAUCUUAUUAUUUGAGAAGAAUGAAAUUAGCAAGUGUAAGCAAUUCAUGUUAUAAGCAAAUUUAAAUAAAUAUGAGCAUAAAAUCACUAACGAACUUUAUAUAAAUGUUAAAAAUAAUGUCAACUCAAACUCUUCAACUUCCUGUAUCAAUUACAAUCGUUCCUGAUUUAUUUGGUUCUCCCUCUUCUUCUUACGUAUUUUCAACAUCCUGCUUUUUAGCAAAUCUUUAAACAGAUACUUUGAAACCACUUUUCAUCAAACUGAUCUCCAUUUCGAUAUCGCCAUUUAUAUACAUUGCAUCAUUGAUAGUUAUCUACUUAUUUAUUAAUCCAUUUUUAAGAGGCUUUUAAUUUUCAAAAUCUAAAAUAAUCAGCAUAAUAGUCUUUGUUUUCUGGUUUUUGAAACCAAGUGUAGUUUAUACUUUAAUUUAAGGAAUUUCAUGUGUGAAUUUUGAUGGUUAAAAAUAUAUAUAAUUAGAUUAUACAUAUGAGUGUUAUACUGAAACACAUAUAAAAUUUUUAUACUAUCUACUAAUACCUAGCUUGAUAUUUUACAUAAUAAUUGUUCCUGGAAUAAUCUUAAAAAAGAUCUCAAGCAAUAAAAAUAAUUUAGACUAUGCUACUGUAAGAUAGAGAUAUGGCUAUAUUUAUCAAGAUUAUAGUAAAGUAGGCUUUUAUUGGGAGUUUAUAAGAUUUGCUGUUCAGUUGAUUAUAAUUUUCUAUUAAAAUCUAGAAAUUAUAUCUUCAAAUACAAGAUGUCUUCUUAUAAUGGGUGUCCUGAUAGUCUACUACAUUGCAUUAUCUAAAAUAAAACCUUUUAUGAUGAAAAAAUAUUAAAGAGUGGAGGAGUAAAGUACAGUAGUACUUAUAUUUAUUUCAGUAUUAAAUUUAGCACUUGACAAUAAUAGCAGUAGUACACAGACCUUUGCCUUUUAAGUUAUUCUAUAUGUUCCUUAUUAUGUGAAUAUAGGCUAUCUAAUAUAUUUAAUAAUAACGAUAUCACUUAUCCCUUAGCUUUCAAACUGUUACAGAAUAUUCUUAGGAGUGAUAAGUCAAUAAAACAAAUAGACAAACAACUCUUAAUAAAUGCACAAUCAAAUGAUUAAACAAAGAGUUUAAUAUCUUUGGAAAUAAGCUUAUCUAAAGUUAUUUAUCUAUUAAAUGUAUCAAUCAAAGAAAAUAGACUAAAUUAAUGAAGCUUUAGUAAUUUUAGACAAGUAAAGCUCAAUAACUUAGAAAAAAUUUUCCAUAAACUUAGUUAAAAACAUAAGCAGUAAGACAAAAAUAAACUCCUUAUAACCGAGGCCAAGCAAUAUUAAAAGCAAAUUUGGAACAGUUUUUGAAAUUCAAAAUAGUACUUCUAGAAAAGAAUCUAUUUUUUCUAAUGAUAGUUACAUUUUAAGAUAACCUUAAGAUACAAUAGAAAGUGGCAUGCAUAAUCUAAUAUCUAGACCUACAGAAACUUUAGAAUCAGAAUUAAAGAAUAAGAGAAAUCCAUACAAGUAAAAAACUCCCAAAGGUAAACCUGAGGAAUGA
Messenger RNA from Tetrahymena thermophila SB210, 8820 nucleotides. RefSeq names its product transmembrane protein, putative. The transcript has 12 exons. Gene Ontology annotation, molecular function: protein binding. NCBI's taxonomy places the organism in Eukaryota, Ciliophora, Oligohymenophorea, Hymenostomatida, Tetrahymenidae. The record is from RefSeq and is a predicted model, not a curated record.